Molecule: messenger RNA, 495 nt
Organism: Vicia villosa (hairy vetch)
Lineage: Eukaryota; Viridiplantae; Streptophyta; Magnoliopsida; Fabales; Fabaceae
Exons: 2
Coding region: 1-495 (164 amino acids)
Source: RefSeq, a predicted model, not a curated record
AUGGCAAUAUAUGCUUGGCCGCUUUCUCUUGUUAGUGAAUUGGAAAUAGCGAUCAAAAGAUUCUUAAGUAGUCACAGUGGAUUGGAACAGACUUGGGAGCUUGUUAACUCAGAUUGCAGCUGGGCGGUUCUUCUUCGUAGCAGAAUAACUAGGAAAAACAGAUUCAUCACCCACCACAUUUAUUCUUCUAUUUGGUAUGGUGUCAAGCAAGAGAUGAAAAUUGUCAUGGAUAACUCCACUUGGGUUCUUAGUAACGGUAGCUCCAUUAGUUUAUGGUCCGAUCGUUGGUGUGGCUCUCCGCUUUUCCUUCAUAGUGAUGCUUCGGUCUUGAUUGAGGAACACUCGGUUGACAGGUUGUUAAUUAAUGGUUCGUGGGACUUUUCUCGCUCAGCUACCAACAUCCCAGCUUCGCUGCAGGUUCGCAUAUGUAGUUGCACCAUCCCUAUCGUCUCCCGUCCUGACAAAAGAUGCUGGGACAAUUCUCCAAAUGGAUAG